AUGGAGGCCAACUUAAAAGAUCUGGUCCGUACCUCUGCCAAGUUUGUUCUUGAACGAGGUGGUGUAGUACGAGGUUUUGAAAACUGGGGAGUACUUAGACUGCCAACACGAACCCGUCGACACCAAGAGUACUUUGAAGAUGGACAUUACUGGUUGAUGCAUUUUGAUUGUAAUCCCAUCGUCAUGCGUGAGCUACAAAAAAGAUUUAGUGGAGAUCCUCGCGUAAUUAGAGGUAAUUUUGUUAAAUUGGGAGAAAAGCUGGAAGAUAUUAUUUAUAGACCGGAUCAAACAUCGUAA
This is a messenger RNA of Ambispora leptoticha, 297 nucleotides long. Lineage: Eukaryota; Fungi; Glomeromycota; Glomeromycetes; Archaeosporales; Ambisporaceae. The record is from the annotation of a GenBank genome assembly.